UCAAUCUAAUAUUAAUUAUUAUUGUCGUCAAUUGGAAUGCUCAUUAUUGUUAAUUGAAUUGUUGAAUUUUCAGCUAAGUUCACGUUGGAUGUUCGACCUCUCCGAUUCGACCCGGGCGAACAUCGAGUUGGCGACACCGUCGCGAGUUGCCAGUCGAUUGAUCGCUAACUUCAGACCGGUAAAGUCUGGAGCAGUCGAUGUGAGUCGAUGGCAGUCGAUGCAACUUAUAUGUACGGUUACGAUGCUGAUUGUGAUGUUUGUUGUAUAAAUUCUACUGUCGACACCGGAGAGGAGAGAGUUUGCGUAUCCAGUGCCGCGUUCGCGGUCGUUGACGAGGUCCUUCUUCGGAUCUGCAUUAGUCAUAGUUUUUACCUAGAACGGACCACGGCCUUUAGAGUGGAUUAGCAAGCUGCUUGCUAGUCUGACAGAAGAUUUACAAAAUGCAAAAUUGGAACCAAUGGCAGUUGUCAGCUGGUGUUACGACUCCAGUGCCGCAGCCACCAAUUGGCUACGCUGCACCAGCAGGCGUAGAUCCUAUGACCUUGAUGCAAAGCUACAUGCAAUAUUAUAAUCAACCAGCACCUAGCGGAUAUACACCGGAGCAAUGGGCAGCUACACAACAGCAAGGCUGGGCUCAAUGGCAACAAUGGCAACAGCAGUAUCAACAAUGGCAGACACAAUAUGGCGACAAGUACCAGGAGAUGAAGCAUUUAUCAGCGCAAGAUAUGAAUUUGACGGGCCAGAUGCAAGUACCAUCAAGUGCACAACCACCGCCUCUUCCCAAAGAGGACACACGACCUCCCUUGCCUCCCACUACCACAAAUACAUAUCAAUUUACGAAUGUUCCACCCCCGCACCAAAACAAUCUUCCAUUAUUCCCCACAAAGGAAUCUACUAAUAAGACAAUGUCGCAAGCGAACGUGACAAAUUAUCCAACAAAUCCACCGUUACCUACUACCAGCCAACCACCCUUACCACCUGAAAUCGGCGAGAAUAGAGAGAAUAUUAUAACUAAAAAAUCUAAUAGUAAUACAAUUAGUGAUUCCAAUAGUGCUAAAAAAUUUGAAGAUGACGAAUUGACUGAAGCUGAGAAAACAUUUGACGCACAGUUCAAACAGUGGGAAGAACAGUUUAAUGUCUGGAAACAGCAAAAUGCCAAUCAUCCAGACAAGACUCAAUAUAAACAAUACGAAGCUAAAUGGACUACUUGGCGUGAGAAACUUCUUGAACGACGUGAGCAAAUGCGCAAGAAACGUGAACAACAGAAACAGGCUGCUGCGAAAGCCGAAGCUGAAAAGAAUAAGAAUGUACCUGGCGACGAUAAAAUACUUAAUAUCUUGUCGAACACCGAAAAUCAGCAUCUGAUCAACAAUUUGUUGGGUAUUGGAAAAACUUUGGGUCUUACAGGGAAGCAAAAUAUUUCCGCAUCUUUACUACCACCACCGCCACCGCCACCAUUGCCAGAAACUACAAAUUCAAACAAUCAACUUCCAACACAGGGAAUGCAGCAAACUCCAUCGCAAGUAAAUAUCGUUAGACCUGCGACAUCUAAUUGGCCUAAUCAACAACAAUGGGGAAAUCAACAAUAUAAUCCCAGAAUGGAAGCACCGGGAUACGGUCCCGGAAUGGGAUCGACAGUGCCUCCGAUGCUCUCAACACCAGAUCUGGGGCCACCUCAAAUGGUCUCGCCAAAUUUUCAACAACUACAACUGAGUUUGCCAAAUAAUAUUGUACCAAAUUUUUCGCAACCUCCACCAAAUUUCCCUAAUAAUGAUAGAAUGCAAUUGCAAAAUGUGAAACCAGGUCCACCAAACAUGAAAGAUGGUCUCUCAUAUGGUCCGACUGAUUCCUCAAAUACGGAUGUGCGCUUUAAGCAUCUAAAUGAAAGACCACCUUCCAAUUUUGACGGCCCGCCUAACUUUAGAAGAAGUGAUCAGGAACGUUUUGAACGAGAUAAUACUAAUCCAAAUGUGCAUCAACAAGAUCAAUUUGGACCACCUACUGAUACUUUUGACAAAGUCGACGCGCAACGUUUUAGAAGAGGCGACAGAAAUUUAAGUGACUUUGGAAAUAGUCAGUUAAACUCUCAGAAUAAUUUUAAUUCAAGUAAUGAUCGAUUUAAGUCAACAAAUGAUCGUUUUAAUAGAGAAAACAAUCGAUUUGGACCGGUUGGUGGUGAUAGAUUUACAUCAGGAGGCGAUCGCUUUGGACCAAAUAAUGAUCGUUUUGGUCCAGCCAAUGAAUGGUUUGGACAGGAGGGUGAGCGUUUUAGACCUGGAAAUGAUCGGCUCGGAAUGGAGAAGGAUCGCCGCGGAUCUGGAACUGAUCGAUUUCCAGAUAAUGAGCGGUUUAGCUCUGAUCGAUUUGUACCAGGUAGUGAACAAUUCGCUCCUGGAACUGACCGUUUUGAUCCUAAAAAUCGUUUCUUUUCUGGUAAUGAUCGAUUUGGGCCCAAUAGCGAACACUUUCGUCCGAACGAUCGAUUUGGUAGAGGUAACGCUGAUUACUUCGAUCCGAAAGAUUUAGGUGAUAACAGACGAGACAAUUUUGGUACUAAUGUUCGGGGUUUUAAUAGGAAUCCAUCGUUUAGUCCGCCGAAAGAGCUACCACCAGAAUUGAAGAAACUCAUGGAAAAGCGAAAGGCAGCGGGAGAUGUAUUCAGACCCAGUUUUGUUGAUUCUGACAAGUCUACUGGUAUUGGUUCUCUUAGUGAGAGCUUUAAAAAGAUUACCGGUGAUUCACCUUUUAAAAGCUCCUUUGAUUUUCCAAAGAAUCCACCGAAUCGUAGUACAACAACAAAUAGCGGACCAUCAAGUUUUCAAUUACCUUUGUCUUCCGAUUCAGGACAAGCUUCUAUUUCCUCCACGCAUGGGCCACGAGAUCUUUUUAACCGCGAUAACGAAACUCCUUUCAGAGGACAUCCAGAUAACUUUGGUAAACAUAAUCCUAUGGAUUACAAUGAACGAGGAAAAAAUAUGGAAAUCAGACCGCAUCCCAAUCAAUCCCAACCAACAAAUAUUCAGCCUCUAGAUGCUGUUAAACAGUCUGAAAAGAUUGAAACUACUGAUUCCGAAUCAACCUUGCAAACUGGUAAUAUUACAGAUGCAAAAGGUACAGAAACAAUGCAAGAAGUGAGUGAAGUUAAUAGUUCUAUUGAGCAAAAUAAUACCGUUAUUUCUGAUAGUUUGAAAAAUGACAAUGGAGAAGAGAAUAAAAUUAUUGGCGAUAAUGAUAAUUCUUUACAGCAGGAUGAUAAGAAACAUGAUAAUAAUCAAAUUCAAACCAACAUUAUUGAAAAAGUAGAUGAAUCUCAUGACAAUGAUAAUAGUAUUAAACAAAUUGAAAGCUUACCCUUUAUGGGCGAAAAUGACGUACAUCCAGAGGAUUUGAAUAUGGAACCACCACCGGAAUUGCCAAAUUUAUGUCCUAUUUCUACGGAUUCUAGUCAAAAUAAACCAACGAAUAAAGAUUUUGAUAGACAGAAACCAAUUGAUAAUCAAUUCGAUAUGCGUUUUAAUAAUAGUUUUGGUCCCAAGGGAAUGGAAUUUAAACCUGGUCCGCCAUUUGGACCUCGGGGACCAAUGUUUGGUCCCAAAGGUUCUCAUAUGUUUCCUUCGUCAGGACCAUUUUUAUCACAAGGUUCUAUGAAUGUUCAAUUGGGUCCACGAGGUCCCAAAGAUGGUCAAUUUGGACUUAAUGUAUCCAAUGAAAACCGAUUUAGUCCUCGAAACUCUAAUAAUGAACAAUACGGUGAACGAGAUUGUAACGAUGAGUUUUCUGAACCUUCAAACAGUGAGAAAUUUGACUUACGUGGCUCUAUAGAUGAAUCAGUUGGUCAUUUUGGACCUCGAGCGCCAAUAAAUGCAAAAUUCGGUCCAAGAGGACCUAUUGAUCGACAGAUUGGACCAAGAGGACCAAUUAAUUUACCAUUUUUUCCGCGAAAUCCGGGUCCAUUUGGGCUCAGAGGUAAUAUGCAAUUUGGUUUGCGAGGAGGCCCUAGAGGUAUUAAUGAUCGUUUGAUGAUCUCUGAAAGACCGUUUGGUCCGCGAGGACCCAACGAUGGAACAUAUGGUCCUAGAGGACCCAAUGAUGCGCCUUUUAAUAUCAGACGUCUUUCUGAUUCGCAGUUCAGCACUAUGGGGCCUAAAUUUGGUAAUGUCAAUGAACCACCCUUUGAUAAGAGACCUUCUUUUGAUAAUAAUGAAUCCUUUUCUGAUGAAAGAAUUCUUGGUUCUCGAAAAUCCAAUGAAAAUCUGCCUGGUCCCUGUAGUCUUAAUGAAUCUAUUCCACUUGGUCCUCGCAAUUCAAAUGAUGGUCCGCUUCAAUCUAACUCAAAGAAUUUUAAUGAGAAUCGAUUUGAGUCUCGAGAUUCUAAUAAUGGAUCAUCAGAUUUUAAAGCAAAAGGUCCGAUGAACGAUUCAACUAAUACGAAUUUCCCAACUCAGAGCGAUUCUUUGCUUAAUUGCAGUGAUUACAUGCGUGGAAAUUCUUAUAUUAGAAAAGAACCAUUUGAAGAUAAUAUUUUCGCCAAGAGAGCCAGAUAUGAAAAUCCAAAACCAGGCGAGGAAUUCAAUAAGAGUUGUUUCGACAGGAAUCUCGAAGUAGAAAUGCGGAAAGAGAACACUGGUGAGUUCAUUAAACGCAUGCCCGAUUUGAAUGCAAAAGAAUUAGAGACUGUAGCAUCUCGUCCAGGACCGAGUGAUACAUGGAAGGGCAAUCUCGUAGGCGGUCAAAGACCCGUUACUGAGCAACAUAAUGUUGAUCGAAACAUUCCCAAUAUAUUCGACGAGCGAUCGAGAAUAGAAAGAACCGUGCUUGAACCAAAAGGCGCGUUGCGAUAUAAUGAAUCUGCCUCUAACUUAUUCAUGAAACGAUCUAAGGGUGAUGAAGAAUUUUGCGUGCAGAGACAGUUUAAUUAUAAUCAUGGCGCAGGUGAUCAGAAAUUCGUUGAAUCACACAACUUUAUCCCAACGAAGGUGAUUGAUUAUGGGCACGUGUCUCGUUCUUCGAGUAUGGAUCAGCAUUUGUCGUCAAUUCAGUGCUUUGAUUAUGGACACGGAAAUCUAAAACCGACAGUGAAUCGCGAACAGCAGCAGCAACAGCAUUACCCGAAGAGAGAUUUUAGGAAUUGGGUGGAGAACGAGCAAAAUCUGAAGGAAUACACUGAGAAGAUGAGCAACUACGAGAAUAAGAAGGCAUAUGCCGGAAAAACGCGAAACUACGCAACGAAUUACGACGCGCGCAGAUCGACGGAUUAUAACAAACGAAAAGAACAUGACUGGCAAUCAAAUGAUAAGAAAACCGAUGGCGAGAAAAAAGAAGACGACGAUCGUAAAGAAAGAGGAUAUAAUCCCGACUUAGAAUCCCGAAUUUUUGAACGAAAUAUUGAUAUUGAUCAAAACGAUCGGUAUCAAAAUGAAACAGAUAUAGAAAUUAUUCAAGAGAUUCGUGGUAGAGAAAUGAGUUCCCGUAGAGAAAUGAAUAAAGACAAUGACAAAGAUGAUAGAUUGAAAGGAAAUGUUAACUGGCAGGAGAAUUCAAAUAAAAACGUCGUAGAUACAAAACUACAGGAGAUAAGUCUUUCUUCAGAUACAAAGAAAAAUGUUACGGAAACAACUACGAAAACUCUGGAAUUGGCAAAAAUUCCAAAUUAUACAAUGGUCGAUGAUCUAUUGUGCCCACCAGGUCGCCAGAACAGACCACCAAAAAUAGCUAUUAUUCUUAGAGGACCACCUGGAAGUGGCAAGUCUUUUGUGGCUAAACUUAUCAAGGAUAAAGAGGUUGAUCAAGGUGGUUCUGCCCCGAGAAUAUUAAGUUUAGAUGAUUACUUCCUUGUCGAAAAAGAAAUAGAAACUAAAGAUGAUAAUGGAAAGAAAGUCACAGUUAAGGAAAUGGUAUAUGAAUAUGAAGAAGCUAUGGAGCAGAGUUAUGUAACAUCUCUUGUUAAAGCUUUUAAGAAAAAUAUAACAGAUGGAUUUUUCAAUUUUAUCAUAUUAGAUUGCAUUAAUGAGAAGAUUUCAGAUUAUGAAGAGAUGUGGAGUUUUGCUAAAACGAAAGGUUUUAAAGUAUACGUAUGCGAGAUGGAAAUGGAUGUCCAGAUAUGCUUAAAGAGAAAUAUUCACAAUCGCACUGAGGAUGAAAUUAAUCGUAUUAUAGAUUACUUUGAACCAACGCCCAGUUAUCAUCAGAAGUUAGAUGUAAAUUCUAUGUUACAAGAGCAAGCAAUAGAAGAGGUGGAUAUGGAAGACAGUCAAGAAACGCAAGAGAAAUCUACCAUGCAAACUGAAGAUAGUCAAGAUAGUCAAGAAGAUACUCAGGAUACAAUUGGUGUUAGUAAAUGGGAAAAAAUGGAAGCUGAAGAUAAAUUAGAUCGAUUGGAUGGUCUGGCAAAGAAGAAAGGUGAAGCAAGACCGCAAACUAUGGAAGAUUUUCUACAAGUGCCCGAUUACUACAACAUGGAAGAUACUUCUGGCAAAAAACGAGUACGUUGGGCCGAUUUAGAAGAGCGUAAAGAGCAGGAAAAAAUGCGUGCUGUCGGAUUUGUUGUUGGGCAUACUAAUUGGGAUCGAAUGAUGGAUCCUACAAAGGGUGGAAGCGCCUUAACACGCACAAAGUACAUAUGAUUCAAAAUUACUUCUGAAGUAUGUAAUAAUUAAUAAGAAUAAAAUUAGACAUAGAUUUUAUUAAUUAUUUUUUUCAUGACUUCCUUGUUUAAGUUUUUUGUUUUAAUUUAGAUUUUGGCUAUAUAUACAUAUACGUGUGUGUGUGUGUGUGUGUGUGUGUGUGUGUGCGUGCGCGCGCGUGCGUGUAUGUGUGUAUGUGUGUGUAUUAACAAAAUCUAAAUUUACGGUUAUAUGUUGCUGUACUGUUAUUAUUGUCCAAGACAUUGUCAAUUAUAUUUGUACAAAUAAUAGCAGUAAUGAGAGCAAAUGGAAUUAUAUCAAUUUCUAUACGUACCUAGAUGAAAGGUUUCUAUGACUUUCGAUUUUCCGAUAAAGAUUACGAACUUUAAAUUUCAUAUACAUAUAUACAGAUGUGUGAGCUCAAACUCGCAAUCUGUCAGAGUCCAUCACUCUCACAUGGAGUCACACGACAACCCAUCUAUAUUUGUACAAAAUAUAAUAGAAAUAAUUAUGUGCACAUAAUAUACAAUACUAGUAUAAUUAUGAUAAUUAUGUAUAUAAUACACUAUAUAUAAAUAUAGCUUUUAUGAGUGUUAAUAUUUUAUUUAUAUUUGCAAUAUAUAUUUAACAAAAAUUAAUAAAAAGGUAAAUUAGAUAAAGCAGCUGGUUAUAUUGACUUUUUUCAGUAAUUAUGUACUUUUUAGUGCGUUGUAUUUUUAUUAUAUUAUAUGUAAUUAUAAUUUAUUACAUGAUAAUCAUUGGAUUAUAUAUUUUUACGUUGUCAGAAAGAUCAACAGUUUAAUUUGUACAUUAAAAGAGAAGUACAUUAUUCAAUUUGAAUAAUACAUCUUAUUGUUUUAUGUUUAAAACACUGCAAUAUAUAAAAGAAACUUGACUGUUACAAAUGAGAACAAAUUGUUUUAUAACUUGUUAAUAUAUUUAUUUUGAUUUUAUUCAUUAAAGUGUACCUCUUAUUUUUUAACAGCAUUAAAAAAGAUUAAGCAUAAAAUACCAAAGAGUUAAGGUAUAUCACUUUUGUAGAAAUGAGAUAAAAUGCUUUAUAAUAUCUUGAUUGCAUAACAAAUGGUAUACACAAUUUGCUAAAAAAUAUGCUAUUCUUUUUAACAAUAAGAAUAAAAAAUGUAAUCAUUUUUUACAAAAUUAAUAGUUUCUUUUCCUGGGACAGGUUUCUAUCUUUUUAUCUUGACACAAUUAGAAAGAAAUAAUGAAAGAAAAAAAAAUUCUACACGUGCUAUUGGUACUAAUUUAAGAGAUUUUAAAAUUCACUUGGUAUUAAAAUUUAAUGUCAUUCACUUGCAUAUUGGUGAAAUAAAGCAUACAAAGAAUUAAUGUGAAUUAUAAGUUUGUGUAAAAUAAGAGGACGAUAUUUUUCAACUUAAUUUGAUAAAUCUAACAUUUUUAUAAAAAGAAAUAUGGUCACAUGUUAUAAUGUGGCAUACAAUUAAAUAAAUCGAGUAUGAUUAAACACGUAAAUAAUAAAACAAUGGAAUCUUACCCGAUAUGACAUCUUCCUCUGACUUACCUUAAUUUGUUAAUUACUCUAUUAAUUACAUUGACUGCGUUCCAAAAUUCACUGUCAGUAUUGAAAACUAGUUUCUGUUACGUAUACUAUUAAUUUUCAGUAUUAAUAGUAAAUUUUGGAAUAUAGAUUAGAACAAAUACUUCAGAUUAUAUCAAAUUCAGUCUUUUAUAUAAAAAAUCAAAUCCCAAUUAGUAAUGAAAAAGUUAAAUUGUAUGUCACAAUGGAUACAAUAAAAGUGUAAAAAUACAACAGAUAUCUUUACAUUUUUAUUGUAUCCAUUGUAACAUACAAUUUUUAUUAUUCACUUUUCGACCUUUAUUAGGUAUUUUUUGUCACACAAACCAAAUUAUAUGUCGAGUAUCUAACUCGAUAAUUCAUAAUAUUUCGAAGAAUGGCGAAUAAUUAUCUUUUGUUGUAGGAAAACACGCAGAUUAAUAUCAUUUUACAGGGGUUGUACCAUAAGUCAUAUAUUUAGAGAUAAAUUUUUUAUUAAAAUAUUAUAUUAAGUAAUUUGAUAUAUAUAUUUUGCUAUUAUUUGAGCAAAGUGUUUCGAUUAUAUUUAAAAAAUUAUUAAAUACACGCAGUUUUAUAAAUUAAUGUAUUUUUUAUUUUAAUUUUAUUGUUUUAUUUGCAGUAGCAAUUCGUACAUGGAGAUAUUUGUUCAUUAAUGUAAAGUUGUUGACACUUUAUUAAUUAUGAUGGAUACUUAUUAGGUGCACAACUUUGCUUCCGCCGUUUUCCAAUAGAUAGCUAUAGCGGUAAGUGGUGGUCAAAAUAAAUAGAUCGUAGACGUCAUACAAUAAGCUUAGGCAUUUAUAAACAUAACGCUAUCGAAAUAUUAAUCGAUUUGUGUCUGUAUCAUAAAGUUAUUCUCGAUUGAAAAUGUCAGCUUACGAGCCAAAUUCUCGUCAUUUGCGGGAGGUUUUAAUUUUUUGCUUCAAUAUGAAGAAAUCCGGUUGAGGCUCAUCGAAUGCUGUCAAAUACGUAUGGAGAGGCCGCUGUUAGUGAAAGAACGUGCCGAGAGUGGUUUCAACGCUUCAAGAACGGUGAUUUUGACGUCGAAGACCGGUAUGACAGUGGAAGAGAGGUUUUCGAAGAUGCAGAAUUGGAGGCAUUACUUGAUUAAGACCGUGUCAAACGCAAGAAAAAUUGGCAGGAUCAUUGGGAGUGACUCAACAAGCCAUUUCAAAACGCCUGAAAGUUAUGGGAAAAGCAAGGAAAUUGGGUGCUAUAAGAGUUGAAGCCGAGAGAUGUUGAACUUGUUUGCUUGUAAACAGUUGCUUGCAAGGCAAAGACGGAAGGGAUUUCUGCAUCGUAUUGUGACUGGGGAUGAAAAAUGGGUUCAUUACGAUAAUCCCAAGCGCAGAAAGUCUUAGGGACUUCCCGGUCAUGCUUUCACGUCGACGGCCAAACCGAAUAUUCGGCUCCAAAAUCAUGCUCUGUAUUUGGUGGGACCAGCUCGGCGUAGUGUAUUAUGAGCUACUAAAACCGACUGAAACAAUCACAGGCGAUCGGUAUCGAAAGCAAUUGAUGCGUUUAAGCCGAGCACUGAAAGACAAACGGCCGCAAUACAACGAUAGUCACGAUAAAGUGAUUUUGCAGCAUGACAAUGUUCCAUGUCGCAAAGCCCGUCAAAACAUACUUGGAAACGUUGAAAUGGGAAGUCCUAUUCCACCCGCCGUAUUCUCCGGACAUUGUUCCCUCUGACUAUCACUUGUUUCGAUCAAUAACACACGGCCUGGCUGACCAGCACUUUCGUUUUUAUGAAGUGAAAAAUUUUGGAUUGAUUCGUGGAUCAUCUCAAAAGACGACCAGUUUUUUCGACGCAGGAUUCGUAUGCUGCCAGAAAGAUGGGAGAAAGUAAUGACCAGCAAUGGACAAUACUUUGAAUCGUAAAUGUAUAACCAGUUUUUCACAAUAAAGCCUCGAAUUUCGAAAAAAGAAAAAAA
This is a messenger RNA of Monomorium pharaonis (pharaoh ant), 10115 nucleotides long. RefSeq lists its product as uncharacterized. The coding region runs from base 441 to 6623 and encodes 2060 amino acids. Gene Ontology annotation, cellular component: nucleus. The record is from RefSeq and is a predicted model, not a curated record. NCBI's taxonomy places the organism in Eukaryota, Metazoa, Arthropoda, Insecta, Hymenoptera, Formicidae. Gene Ontology annotation, biological process: regulation of telomere maintenance. The transcript has 15 exons.